Solenopsis invicta (red fire ant) is the source of this 2870-nucleotide messenger RNA. Its product is annotated as alpha-glucosidase. Gene Ontology annotation, biological process: carbohydrate metabolic process. The coding region runs from base 60 to 1973 and encodes 637 amino acids. Lineage: Eukaryota; Metazoa; Arthropoda; Insecta; Hymenoptera; Formicidae. The transcript is spliced from 10 exons. The record is from RefSeq and is a predicted model, not a curated record.
UUUGCUACUUCUGAAAAAUUAUCGUAGUGAGAUUGGAACUUCAUCAAACUUAAUACGCAAUGUUAGCGUUUAUUUGUUACGCUACAUUGAUAAGUAUUUUUGUGCUCCGGACAAAUGGGAUAAAUAAUGAGGCACUUGCAUCUAGAGAAUGGUGGGAAACCACAUUAAUUUAUCAGAUCUGGCCUAGAGGAUUUCAAGACAGUGACGGUGACGGUGAGGGUGAUCUAAAGGGUAUUAUUAGCCGACUCGAUUACAUAAAAGAUCUUGGAAUCGAGACGAUUUGGUUGAAUCCUAUUUAUCUUUCACCGUUAAUUGAUUCUGGAUUUGACGUCUCCAAUUAUACGGACAUACAUCCUGUUUUCGGAAAUUUAAAUGAUUUUGAUAAUUUGGUGCAAGAAGCGCACGACCGAGGAUUGAGAGUCAUUGUGGACAUUAUUCCUAAUCAUUCCAGCAAUCAGCAUGAAUGGUUCAAGUUAUCGGCAAAAAACAUUAAACCGUACACUGAUUAUUACAUCUGGGCAGAUGGUAGCAUCGAUAAGACUGGCAAAAAUAUUCCACCAAAUAAUUGGACAAGCAUUUACGGAGAAGACUAUAAAUGGUCAUUGCACGCUGCAGAAGAAUCUGCAUGGACAUGGCAUGAUGAAAGAAAACAAUGGUACUAUCAUAAAUUUCAUAGUUCUCAACCAGAUUUAAAUUUGAGAAACGAGAAAGUGAUCAAAGAAUUAAUGGAUAUAUUUGACUUUUGGCUGAAAAGAAAUGUCGAUGGUUUUCAAAUUAAUUCAGUGCCUUAUUUUUUCGAAGACGAAGCUCUAAGAAAUGAACCCUUUGACGAAAGGGGCAAAUACACUUUUGGUCUUCCUGAAAGUACUGCUCUUCUCUAUACAUUUCGUGAACAUAUUGAUAACUGGGUAUCGGAAAAUAAUGCUCAGUCAAAAUUGUUAAUCGCGGAAUCGUAUGAUAAUUCUGAUGACAAUUUAAUGGCGUAUUACGGCAAUGGCACGCACAAAGGGAUCGCACCGUUUAAUUUUAAAUUCAUCGCACGUAUUCACAACAGCACCGAUGCUAAUUUGACUAAGCACGUCUUGGAGACAUGGCUUAAACGUCUUCCAAAGGACACCAGAACCAAUUGGGUGCUUUCAAAUCAUGAAAAUUCGAGAGCAACUUCAAGAAUUGGGCUUAACCGAAUCGACGGUCUUCACAUGCUUAGUCUACUCUUGCCUGGGCAAGCGUAUACGUACUAUGGUGAUGAAAUAGCCAUGUUAGAUACGGAUGUAUCUUGGAGAAGUACCAUUGAUCCCUUAGGUUGUGCCAAAGGCAAAGAUGAAUAUGAAUAUUUCUCGAGAGAUCCAGCGAGAACUCCCAUGCAAUGGAAUUCCAAAAUUUCAGCUGGUUUCUCUACGAAUAAAAACACUUAUCUCCCUGUUCAUCCUAAGUAUAUUGACAGAAAUGUAGAGAUACAACAAAGAAAUAAAAGAAGUAAUUUGAAGACGUACAAGGAACUGGCUAUGCUAAGGAAAGAUCCAGUUUUUACUGACGGAGAUUAUGAAUUUGCAAGUUUGAAUGAUGAACAAGUUCUCGUAUUAAAAAGAUCUCUGGAAAAUCAUCCGAUAUAUAUUAUUGUGAUUAAUUUGAGUCUAUGGCCACAGAAAGUUAAUUUGACUUCAAUUUAUGCUAAUUUGAGAGAUACUUUGGAUGUCGCGGUGGCUUCUAGCAUUGCAUUUCGCAUCACAGAUACUGUUUCAAGAGAUAAUUUUGAAUUGACAGCAAAUGCUGCGGUUGUAUUAAAAAGCGACGAACAAAAACAGACAACAGUUACCACAACGAGCGAAAGUACGACAAAAGAAGAAGAGAGCUCCACCACAAAGUCCACAACAAAAUCAGAUCAAAAAGACAAGCCUGACGGUGCAAUGUCGAGUUGCACCCCUGCAUUAUUGUUAAUAAUAAGCAGCAUUGUAAUAUCGUGCAGAUUUUGAAAAUAAUGUAGAAGAUAAGAAGCGAGAUACGAUAAAAAGUAGAACUAGAUAUAAAGCUUAAUCGGACAUAGAGUGUUUUAUAUCUUUUAUCUAUUUUAACUAAUUUAAUUUAAUUUUAAAUAAUUAGAUUGAUUAGCGAUUAAGUUUUCUGGUCAAUUACUAGCUAUGUUCUGAUUUUUCAUGCAACAAUGGUCACAUUCAAAUAAGUCGUCUGUCUUCUUAUCGCAAUAUUUCUCAAAACAAUGCUUAUUUUUUAAGAUAUUUGUAUAUUAUAUGCGUUUAUUAUUUAUCUUUUAAACCACCUUGUUCUCGUUUAAAAGAAAUGUUAAAAAAAAACAGACUUCAUGAAACAGCAAAUCCUUAUUAGUCAUAGAAAUCCAUAAAUGGAUACGCGAAAAAAUGCGUAGAAAAAAGGAGAAUCCUCGAUUCGCGUCGGGAGUUCGUAGAAUGUGACCAUUGCAGCAACCUACAUUGAUCUACGAGUAUGUAUGACCAAUCGCGGUGUUGAUCAAAUGCGGAGCGAAUGUGCUUGAUCCGUGCAAUAGAUCGAUCAGACGGCCGUUGUCUUAUAUGUUCUUACCAGAAACAAAGGAUAAAGUCCUUUGUUAAAGUCUUUUAUCUCUCCAUCGAUAUAAUUAACCUUUUACUAUUCGCAACCUUUCAUCUCUUAUCUCAUUAAUAUCGAAAGUAACGACAACUUUAUGUGGCGACAAACGUAUUAAUUUUAUCCAUCGACUUUGUAGAAUCGAUUUCUUUCACACAAUAAACACUGUUUCUCGAUAAAAAUUUGAGUUCAUAAAAAAACAGGGUAAUAACUAGUUAAAUGAUCAAAUAAACUCAAAAAAUUAAUAACUUUUAGCUUAAUUUAGCUAAUUUUUAACGAGUUAAUUUGUAACU